Messenger RNA from Scomber japonicus (chub mackerel), 3624 nucleotides. RefSeq names its product tumor necrosis factor receptor superfamily, member 1a (gene tnfrsf1a). The coding region runs from base 575 to 1756 and encodes 393 amino acids. Lineage: Eukaryota; Metazoa; Chordata; Actinopteri; Scombriformes; Scombridae. The transcript is spliced from 10 exons. Gene Ontology annotation, cellular component: mitochondrion; signaling receptor complex; membrane raft. The record is from RefSeq and is a predicted model, not a curated record. Gene Ontology annotation, molecular function: tumor necrosis factor receptor activity; tumor necrosis factor binding. Gene Ontology annotation, biological process: signal transduction; inflammatory response.
CUGUAGAUUGUAUUACGUGCAUUGUGAAGGGAUCUUCUAAUGGUCGGUAUAAACAAGAAGAAUGAUUAUGUCAAGAAAAAACAGUUUCAAUGUUCAUUUGGGCUCCUGGCUGGCUGCUUUAAGACAGACUUGAACAAAUGUCCUUUAAGGAUGAAUGAAUGUGAGGAAUUUUGGCAUGUUUCAACUCACAUGUGUGGGUGUGAGAGCUGUCAUUUAUACUAAUCUUUAGUUUGAUUCUAAUCUUAUAGUGAGUCACCUCGCAGACAUAUUUCAGGUGUUUGAUGCUCAUGCAACAGGUUUAUGUGUAUUAUUAUUCCCACAGGUCCUUCUUGACAAACCAUAGACUAUUCCUUGAAACUGCUCGUGACGCAGCUGCAUUUCCCGUUUUAGGGAACCGCCUCCUCUUACCCGACCAGAGUGGGGAAACAUCUCUAACGCUAUACCAAACACACACAAAAAAUAACUUGUGUCCAAUUAUUGAUACAUUCCUGCCGUGAUAUGGACCUGAAGUAAAGUGUCAUCGUUGACUUGCCAGUGUUUGUCCAGGUGGCUUCAGAUGGACUGAACCUGUAAGAUGAUGGAGGGAGCUCGACACAGUUGGGGAUGGAUUAGAAAAGCCUGUUUUGGCACAAUAUUGAUCCUCUUGUGCAUGUUCAUCUCCACUUCUACAUCCUUACAACCAACCUCACAAUCAGUUAAGCAGAAGUGUCCAGAUGGGGAUUAUUCCAAUGACAAGGGAAUAUGUUGCAACAAAUGCUCUCCAGGUUUUAAGCUCUUGAACGAGUGUCAGGCUGUGCGUGAAAGGAGUGAAUGUGUGCCAUGUCCAGAUGGACAGUUCAUGGACCAGCUGAACUUCUCCCCAAACUGUUUCAGUUGCAAACGUUGCAAAGCAAAAUAUAAUGAAAUCUUGGUAUCAAAAUGUGAACCAUACAAAAACACUAUUUGUCGCUGUAAAGACGGUUAUUACAAAAAGGACAUCGACUCAGGAACAUAUGAGUGUUUGAGAUGUAAAACGUGUCGGUCUGAUGAACAGGAAAAACAACCAUGUACACCAGAGAACAACACUUUGUGUGGAUGUAAGGAGAAUUACUACAAAGAAAAGGGCAAGUGUGUAGCAUGCAAAGACUGUUCAUCUGGCUGUGAACAUCUCUGUCCAGUUACUGUUCAGACCACAAAAGGUCAAAAGGAGGAAGAUGGAAGAUGGAUCAUUAUAAUUGCUGUGCUUUCAAGUGUGGCAUUAAUAUUAGUUGUGGUGGGGUGUCCCGCCACCUAUAUCCUCACCACAUGGCUCACCAAGAGGAGGAUACUGAGAGAGACCUCCCAAGCAUCUGUCACCCCGGACUCACUUGAGAUCCUGGUCAAAAAUGAAGAACCCUCAGAGAAGUAUGUGAAUGCCAUUCCCCAAAGCCCUGUGAAUGAGCAGGAAAUACCCAAUCUGCCUGACUGUGUCCCACUGGAAAUCAAGAUCCCUGACCUGAUCUACAUGGUGCUAGACCUGGUACCAGUGCUGCAGGUGAAGCAGCUGGUGCGUUCUCUCGGUGUGACGGAUACAGAGAUCGAACGAGCAGAGAUGGAUCACCGGACCUGCAAGGAGUCUCACUACCAGAUGCUGAGGGUGUGGGCAGAACAAGGAUCACGAGCAGGACGAGGUGGAAUGCUGCACCGGCCGUUGUUGCUGGAGUUGUUAGAUAAACUGAGAACGAUGCACCUGGGACAGGCAGCCGAAGAGCUGGAGACAAAGUAUGGCAUUCAGUAAUUCUGUGAUGCGUGCCAAGUGGGACAAAAAGCUUAUAAAACCAAGUAUUGUACUCAAGGACGGCCUCAAAGUACACACACAUGGAGCCACCACACACCAAUGCAGCAAAUUUGUUUCACAGCCACCAGCUUCACUGGACACUCUACCUCCGCUACUGCCAGUCAUUACAUGAGAGACAGAGUCAAACUACUGAGAGCGACGGAUCAAAAGGAUUAAGAAGUGGGAAAUCCUCUACUUUUUAAUUCAGCUGAACUCUUUGUAAAGAACUUUUGUUAAUGACUUUGUUGUUUUAAACCUUAAAGACAUAGUUCAACAUUUGGGAAAACAUACUUAUUCACUUUCUUUACAGGAGUUAGAUAGAGAUCAAUACCUCUCUAAUGUCUGUUCAGUAAAUAUGAAGCUGCAACCAGCAGUCGGUUAGCUCAGCUUAGGGUGUAGCUGUGGUUCAGGAGGUAGAGCAGUCAAGUCGAUGUGUCCUUGGGCAAGAUAUUUAACCCAAAAAUGCUCCAGAUGGCUGCACCAAUGGUGAAAUGAUAUCUGUAAAUGUUUCCAUCAGUCUCCAUCUGAUGAGCAGUUUAGUACCCUGUGCAGUAGCCCCUGUCAUCAGUGGGUGAAUGUGAAUGGGUGAAUGUGACAUGUAGUGUAAAAGUGAAUGCAGUGGUCAAAAAGACCAGAAAAGUGCAGUAUGAGCACAGUCCAUUUCUUUGUCACACUCUGUCAAAAGGUAACACAGCCUACCUGCCAGCACCUCUAAAGCUCUAAUUGACACAUUAUAUUUUGUUUAGAUAAUCCAAACUAAAACUCCAGUGUUACCAGAAACUAUUUCUUGACAAUGAGUUUUAGUGGUGUUAGUAGGUGUUUUCUUCUUACAGAGCUCGGCGAGCUGUUAACUGCUGUUAGUCAGUACACUGAGCUACUCUAACCAGUUGCUUUCUCCAGCUUCAUAUUUACUACAUAAAAAUGAUCUUCUCACCUAAUCCUUGGCAACAAAUCAGAUAAGCUUAUUUCUCAAAAUGUCAAACUAAUCAUUUAAGGAUGGUAGACCCUUUAUCAUGAUUUGGUCAAAAAUCUUUUUGUAAUCUACACAGCUUGCAUUCAUUUUUUUGGGCUUUUUUGCCUUUAAUGUACAGGAUAGUAGAGAUAGACAGGAAGCAGUGAGGGGGAAUGACACGCAGGAUAAGACUGCUUGGCAUGGGAUUCGAACCGGGAUCGCUGAGGACUAUAGCCUCAAUACAUGGGGCGGGUGCUCUACCUGCUGAGCUAUGCUCAACCCCCAGCUUGCAUUCAUGAUGUGCCAUUUGCUGGCUGUAUCUUAAGGCUUUUUCAGCUUUGUCGUGAGCAGCAAUACAUUGUAUCUACUUUAUUAUGCCAGUUAAGCUACUCUUGAUAAUCACAAAUAUACUUUUAGACACUGUAGCAUAAGCAGAACAUGUGAAAAUAAAUGCUGGCUAGUGAAGAAGUGACAUAAAGUUCAUAUAUGAUGUUUUAAUUGGCAGUAGCUAUUGGCAGUUUUAGUCACCUUAAUAAACUGUAAUGGAAAGAGUAAGAAAGCUAUGGAGGUGUGUUGUUUCUACUGAGUAUAGACUAAAGCCCUGUCACAUCUCGUCAGCUUUUCACAGCCCCAUUAACAUUCUUUAAGCCCCAUCAUACAAGCAUUAUUCACCAUCGUUAGAGAAAACAGGACACACCUUGUCUCAGUCUCUCUCAGCCAAAUAACCUUUAGAAUACCAGUCUCAGCCUGCAGAUUCAGAUAUGAAUCAGCCAAAUUAAGACAGGCUGGAGCAGUGUCAUUAAAUGCACUUUGUAUGAAAUCAUGCAUUAUGUAUUGUACACAACCAUUUAAUGAGAGAAUGAACAAUUAUUUUUUA